Molecule: messenger RNA, 693 nt
Organism: Pectinophora gossypiella (pink bollworm)
Lineage: Eukaryota; Metazoa; Arthropoda; Insecta; Lepidoptera; Gelechiidae
Product: ubiquitin carboxyl-terminal hydrolase isozyme L3-like
Exons: 1
Coding region: 1-693 (230 amino acids)
Biological process (GO): protein deubiquitination; ubiquitin-dependent protein catabolic process
Cellular component (GO): cytoplasm
Molecular function (GO): cysteine-type deubiquitinase activity
Source: RefSeq, a predicted model, not a curated record
AUGUCUAUCGUCGCUCUGCCAAUGGAGUCCAACCCUGAAACUAUGAACAAGUACCUGCAUAAAUUGGGUGUCUCGGAUACUUGGCGAAUGGUGGACGUCAUGGGUCUCGAUCCCGACGCUCUAGCCUGGGUGCCAAGACCAGUCCUAGCAGUUGUGCUGCUCUUCCCACUCUCCGAAGCCUACGAACAACAUAGAAAUCAACAAGAGACUGAUCUCGUGAAGAAAGGAGAACAAGCCCCCAAAGAUGUCUUCCAUCUCAAACAAGUCCUCAGCAACGUCUGCGGCAACAUAGCUCUGGUCCACAGCGUCGCUAACAAUAUCACCAACAUCGAACUGAAAUCGGACGGUUUGCUAAAGAAGUACUUAGACGACGCUAAAGACCUCGACGCCGCAGCCAAAGGAGUAUUGCUGGAGAAUUCAACUGCCAUCCUAGAAGCGUACAAGGAGAUAGUUCGUUCUGGAAGCGGUCAGGGUGCGAAUGAAGAGGAGCCAGUCAAUAACCACUUUGUCACGUUCAUCCAUAAAGACGGCCAGUUGUUCGAGCUGGACGGGCGCAAGUCGUUCCCCAUCAACCACGGGCCCACCACGCCCGACAGCCUGCUCGAGGACGCUGCCAACAUCUGUCGCCAGUUUAUCGAUAGAGAACCCGACAACAUUGGCUUCAAUGUCGUAGCACUAGUACAGUCUCCGUAG